Molecule: messenger RNA, 2112 nt
Organism: Rotaria socialis
Lineage: Eukaryota; Metazoa; Rotifera; Eurotatoria; Philodinida; Philodinidae
Source: the annotation of a GenBank genome assembly
AUGACUGAAUCAGUAGUAACGAUUUCGCCUAAAACAUCACCAUAUCGUUCUCAAAUUCAAACUCGUACUGCAUCACCACGAUCUUUAUCAUCGGUUAAUUUUUAUGUUUCACCAGUAAAUAAUCGAAAUAUCGAUGAUGAUCAUGCAGUAUCCAAUGAAAAGUCACAAUUAAAAAAGUUAAAUGAUCAAUUUCUAUCGUAUAUUGAACGUGUUCGUCUAUGUGAAACAUAUAAUAAUUGUUUAACUGUUCAUUGUGAACAUAUCAAAAACGCACAAGCAUGUACCAAAGAUAAAUUCGAUUCACUUAAACAAGAAUUUCAAGAAUAUCAACAAGAAAGAUUUAAUCGAGAAAAAAAAGAUGUUGAAUUAGAAAAUGAUCAUAACAAUGACGUCGAAAAACAAGUGAAUGAAUAUAAAAAUAGACGAACUUUUCUUCAACAUGAACAUGAAUUAAAUAGACAGCAGAUUAUUGAUAUGCAACAACAAUCUAUUGAUAUUCAAGCUAAAACAGAAAAAUUACGUUUUGAUUAUGAAAAUUUCAAUGACGAUAGUAAUCAUUAUCGAAAACAAGUGUCCUAUUAUCAAUUAUUUAAAUCAUCGAUUCUCGAUGAAAUAUCUCAUCAACGUGAUAUGCAUCAACGUGUACAAUCGGAAGUCGAUGAUUUAAAUAUGCAAAAACAAUUAUCAAUACAAGCACAUGAAGCUGAUACUCAAGCAAUUGAAAUUCAAAAUGAUAAUAUUUUUUAUGAUUUAACAACACAAUUUCGUUUAGAUGGAAAUGAAAAAAGUGUUUUAAAACAAACAUUAAAUGAAAUUCGUGAAGAAUAUAAAAAGAAAGAUAACGAAAUGCGUGAAGAACUUCAUCGAAAAUAUUUAAAUGAAUAUAAUCAACACAAGAAAAAAUUAAUUGAUCAAAAUUUAAUUGAAACAAAUCGAGAAACUAUUGAAAGACAUCAUCUAUCAAAUGAAUUAAAUGCAUUAAAAGAUAAUCGAGUAUUAUUGCGUCAAAAAUUAACUCUAGUACAAGAACAUUAUAAGCAGUUAGAAGUAAAUGUUCAACGUGAACUUAAACGACAAAAAGAUAUGCAUGAACAAUAUGAUCAUGAAAUUAAAAAAUUAAGUUCAUCAGUUCAAGAAUAUGAAAAUCUUCUUAGUCAUAAUUCAUUAGCUCUUCCAUCAACAAUCAAAGAUGAAGUUAAUAAAUAUCGACAAUUACUUGAAGGUUCCGAUCAACAAAUAGGUCUUCGACAAAUUGUUAAUAGGUCAAAUAAGAAAUCUGAAUCAGUAUCAACAAGUGAAAAUUUCUAUGCAACAGCACCUAUUCAACAGUAUCUAUCUGCAUAUACGAGUCGAUUGAUAAGUGAAACUGAUCUAAAAUCAACCAAUGAUUCUACGAAACACGAUGAGACAAUCAAUGAAAUAUCUAUUGAUAUGUCUCAUACAGAUGUUGCAAUAAAUCAAACAUUACCAUUUAUACCGAUGGAGACUAGAACAAGUAUAACGGAAGAACAACAGUCUCCAUUGAUUUCUACAUUUGAAAAUCGUGAACCAGCAGAACAAAUAACCAACGAACCAAAUACUAUGAUGCCAUCGGAAAUAAUCAUUCCAAUUACUAUUGAUAUUAAUUCUGCAAUAGACGAAGAAUUAAAUGAAGCUAAAAUAGUAAUGGUAUCACCUACGCCUGUUCUAGAUCAACCAAUGGCUGAAUCAACUAUUGUUGAAGUACCAGUAUCAACAUUACCGGCAGAAAAUCCAUUAGCUAAAUUAAUUUUAACAAUGUUACCUGAUGCAGCUCCAUUUGUGCCAAGUUCGAAUGUUACUAAUAAUCAGUCAGUUACACCGAUGCCGAUAACGGUUAUGAAUAAUGAUGCACCAGCAUUUAUUCCAAAUAAUCAACAUCAACAUGUAAGUAAUCAACAACAUUGGGGUGGACGAGGUGGCCCAGGAGGAAAUAAUCGUCGUGGACAAAAUGCUGGUGGUGGUUUUCAUCAUGGUGGUGGUGGUGGCGGCGGCGGCGGCGGAAAUCAACGAUCUGGAGGUGGUGGCAAUUGGCAACAAAGUGGUGGUGGUGGCGGUGGUAGCCAUCCCAAGCAACGGCGUGGACAAAAAUAA